Messenger RNA from Aspergillus campestris IBT 28561, 759 nucleotides. RefSeq names its product SDR family oxidoreductase. The record is from RefSeq and is a predicted model, not a curated record. Lineage: Eukaryota; Fungi; Ascomycota; Eurotiomycetes; Eurotiales; Aspergillaceae. The coding region runs from base 1 to 759 and encodes 252 amino acids. The transcript is spliced from 4 exons.
AUGGCAUCUUAUUUAAUCACCGGCGCCUCCCGCGGCAUUGGUCUUGCGAUAGUCCAUAUCCUCGCAUCUAAGCCAUCGUCGGAAAUGUCUGUGGUGUUUGCUGCCGCCCGUACAGAAAGCGACGAACUGAAGCAGCUCAUCGCGACUGCAGAAAACCGCGUGCGCUGGGUGCAGCUUGACAUUAUCGACAAGGAGAGCAUUGAGCGGGCAACCGCCCAAGUGACCGAGGCGUUGGACGGUAAAGGCCUCGACGUGCUGAUCAACAACGCCGGCAUUAUGCCCUGGACAGUGGGUGGAAUCGAGGCCAUGAACGAUCUUGACUCCACCUUCCACAUCAACGUAACCGGUGUUCACCUGGUGACGCAGAGUCUUCUCCCAUUGCUGAAAACGGGCACCCUCAAGAAGGUGGUCAACGUAUCGACGACUGUGGGAUCGAUUGGCAUGGCCGCCACGUACCAGUUAUUCACUGUCCCCGCAUACAAGAUCGCGAAGGCCGCCCUCAAUAUGUUGACAGUUCAGUAUGCCCAGUCGCUCAUCGACCAAGGGUUCACAUUUAUAGCCGUCUCCCCCGGGUGGGUUAAGACAGAUCUGGGGGGCGAAGGCGCGGACUUGACCGCGGAACAGAGUGCCAACGCAGUGUUGGAUAUCAUCUUCCACAAGUCCGCUGCUGAUACGGGGAAAUUCUUCAAUAUUCGUGUCGCUGGGUGGGAAGACGCCGAGGGUCUUAACCGAUAUGAUGGCGCGCAGGUUCCUUGGUAA